ACCCUUGGCUACAAAAGAUUCAUCUCGUCAUUAACGUGCAUUUUCUUUAAAAAAAAUUACCCCAAAUUUCUUCAAGUGGCCGAAAAUGUCAUUGAUUUAAGAACGAUUUCAAGACAUUCUUAAAAUGUCUUUGGACAAUUCCUCAACAUCAUCGACACCAACAACACCACUAUUUCAAAUAUCACCGAAAGAUGAUUACUCGAUAAAACCAAUAAAAGAAGAGGAUUACAACAACGUGAUACGUUUCUUAAGAAAAUUUUUCUUUCGAGAUGAACCGUUAAAUACCUAUGUGAAGCUUUUAGAUGAUGAAAACGGAACGUGUCCGGAAUUGGAGGAGUAUUCCGUGCAAACAAUAAAAGACGGAAUUUCUUUGAUGGCCGUCUCGGCGUCCGGUCAAAUAAUUGGCGUUUGUUUAAACGGGAUUAUUCGUCGAAAUGAAAAUCGGGAGAAUUGUAACGAUGAUAACGACAACGAUGUUCAUGGUAACGAGAAAUUUUUGAAAAUUAUCCGGUUUUUGAGAUACGCCGAUAAAAUGAGUGAGAUUUUUGAGAAAUUUACUGAUGUUGAUAAGGUGCUUUGCGUGAAAAUUUUAUCAGUUGAUGGUAGCUUUAGAGGGAGAGGGAUUGCCAAACAACUUAUGGAUAGAACAAGACAAAUUGCUAAAGAGGAGGAUUUUGGACUUAUGAGAGGUGAUUGUACAAGUUAUUACAGUGCAAGAGCAUUAGCAAGACUGGGAUUUGAAUGCGUUUACACAUUAAAAUACGAAGAUUACACCGAAUUCGGUGAGGUCACGUUUUCGCCAUCACCACCACACGAUGCGUUUACAAUUUAUGUUCAACAAAUAAAUUAAAAACAAGGUAUAUGAGAAAAGUAAAGCACAACUUAAACCAAAGAUUAAAAAAGAUAGUAAUAAUAAAUGUUUUACAUGUUAAAUGUGAUAGUUCAAAUAAAAAAAAUUUUUAUUCUACAAAGAUAGGAUUAAACGAGGAAAAAAUUCUAUCUUGCAAAUUGACAAGGUCAUCUUAAGAGCAGUUGGAACAACGACGUUUGUUGUUGGGUUGUAAUAAUUCUUAAAGGCCCCUUCACCUCGGUAUUCUUGAAACAAUACGCGUAGUGUAUGUAAAUUGUGAGUAUUUAAAAUGCAUGUAAAGUUGAUGACACAUCUACUACUGCUCUCAUGACUACUGUUUUUUUGCUACAAAUCGCGCGAUCCGACCACCAACUCUUUGUAUUGUUUCAAUUGCAUAACAAUGAAUACAUUUUGCAAGAAGUUCAUAACGCGGUUUUGAACAGGUGUUUUAAUGUGGGUGUUUUCAAAUGCGCUCUAUUAAAAUGUUGGUUAAUUUAUUUUUUAAUUGUUUAGUUGAAUUAUAUAUUGAUUGGUUUUUUGUAUUAAUAAAAAUUGUUUUAAAAAUUA
Molecule: messenger RNA, 1417 nt
Organism: Onthophagus taurus
Lineage: Eukaryota; Metazoa; Arthropoda; Insecta; Coleoptera; Scarabaeidae
Product: arylalkylamine N-acetyltransferase 1-like
Molecular function (GO): N-acetyltransferase activity
Source: RefSeq, a predicted model, not a curated record